Messenger RNA from Manduca sexta (tobacco hornworm), 4984 nucleotides. RefSeq names its product autophagy-related protein 16 (gene Atg16). Gene Ontology annotation, biological process: autophagosome assembly. Lineage: Eukaryota; Metazoa; Arthropoda; Insecta; Lepidoptera; Sphingidae. The record is from RefSeq and is a predicted model, not a curated record. Gene Ontology annotation, molecular function: protein binding. Gene Ontology annotation, cellular component: autophagosome membrane.
CAGCUGCAUAUAAACUUGAGCAUCAACUGUCAGUGCCUAGUUGAAUACUGGAUUCGUGAAAUCAAAAAUAUUACCAUUUACUAUUUUGUAAUUAAGCUGUGUAAAAUUUUAGUUAAUUAGUUUUACAAUGAUAUAUUGUAUGUCCUAAAGGCAUAAUCGUUUAUUGUGAGGUUGAAUGCGUCCAAUACAACAUCAUGAAAUCUGUUUGUUUUGAACACAAAUUAUUUCAUUAAUUAAUUUGCAUCAUUUUAUGAACUACUACCAAAAAUGGAAGGUGGCGAGUGGAGAAACAGCAUUGUUAGCCAGCUACAGACGCGAAAUAAAUAUGAGACGGCAGCUUUCCAAGAUAUUAUCGCGUUUCAAAGCAGGCUGUUUGACAAUGUGAAUACCUUAAAAAAUGAAAAUCUACAGCUAACAUUAGUCAAUGAGAGAAUUAGAUUUUGAACUGACAGUGUAAUCACUGGAACAGGUGGGCCAAGCAAUGAAAGAAUACAAGCUUUAGAACAAAAAAUCUUAGUACAACAAGAAGAGUUGACAUCAUUGCAUAGGCGUCGUGGCGAAAAUGCCCAACAAAUUAUGAGUCUGAAUGAGAAAGUACAUGACUUAGAAAAGCAGCUACAAGCAAAAGAUGUUACAAUUUCAGAAAACACAGCAUUAAUAGCGUCACUCCGGGCUGAAAUACAAAUGUAUGAGACGAACAUGACUGAGUUACAAGGGUUAAAUCAGGUGCUAAGAGAUGAACAUCAGGCAUUACAAAUCGCUUUUGCAGCUAUUGAAGAAAAAUUAAGGAAAGCGCAGGAUGAAAAUCGAUCAUUGGUGGAACGAUUAAUAAAGUACAAGGCAAAAGAUGCCGAUAAAAUGAACGAGGAAAACGAACACUUUCUGAAGUCAAGCAACCCUACCGCGUUUUUCAUCAACACAUUCGGUAGAGUUAGUUUCGGAAAGAAAAGUGACAAACUGCGUAAAGAAUUGGAAGAGGCAGCGAGGGACAGCGGUAGUCGGAGUAGCGGCAGCUCUGAUGAUAAGAUAAUCGACUCGAUGCCUUACUACGCGACCGCGCUACCGUCUAAAGUCGCGUUGAGAUUUGACGCGCACGACGGAGAAGUAUAUGCCGUAAAAUGGAGUCCUACAGAUCGGCUAGUCGCCACAGGCGGUGCUGACAGAAAGGUCAAACUAUGGGAUGUGUCAAAAUGUGUAGUGGAGAGUAAAGGUGCUCUGGUGGGAUCCAACGCAGGUGUCAUGUCUGUGGACUUCGACUCGACGGGCGCCUACCUCGUGGGAGCCUCCAAUGACUUCGCCAGCCGCGUGUGGACUGUCGCCGACCAGAGGAUGAGGCAUACGUUAACGGGUCAUAGCGGUAAAGUGAUGGCGGCCAAAUUCCUCGGGGAGCCUACUAAAGUAAUCACGGGGAGCCACGACCGGACUCUCAAAAUAUGGGAUCUCAGAAGUAGAAUGUGUACGGAAACAAAAUUCGCAGGAUCAUCUUGCAACGAUCUAGUGACGUCAGAUGGCGCCGGUUCAACGAUCAUAUCGGGACAUUUUGACAAGCAAAUACGCUUUUGGGACAUACGCACAGAAAUGUCGGCGAACCACAUCAUGCUGCAGGGAAAAGUCACAUCUCUCGAUCUCAGUAGAGAUAGCAAUUAUUUACUGGCGUGCGUACGAGAUGACACGAUACAACUAAUAGACCUGCGGAUGAACACAAUAGUGCGCUCUUUCAGUCACGAGUCGUUCAAGGUGGGGUGCGACUGGUCGCGGGCGGCGUUCGGUCCGGGCGGGCGGCUCGUCGCGGUCGGCGCGGCGGACGGCGCCGUGUUCGUGUGGAACACGUACACUGGCCGGUUGGAGACGAUACUUAAGGACCAUACGUCAGCGGUGACGGCUGUAUCAUGGCAUCCGCAGUCAGGGCUGCUGUCGUCGGUGGACCGCGGCAAGCGCGCUCUGAUUUGGGGAGACUUGUGACAACCCUUGGCGGAGCCUCAGCGCUCGCCACCCGUUGAACAGGUUUUUAAAGAGGAAGAGGCAGAGAGCGACAAUGGUGAGGUGUUCGAUUUCCUCCGAGGCAUCACCACGGACAUCCUUCACCGGUUCACGUAACAAAACGUCUGCGCCCUCUAAUAUAUACGUGUCACAGUCGCAUAAAUCCGUUGGACUUUCAACUAUUUUGGAACUAGCAAAAACAUCGUAAAUCUUCAAAGCCCUACGCAUAGUGCAUGUAAAUUUUAAAUGUUGUUUUUUUUUUUUGUAAAUAAUGGAUAUUAUAUUUUGUAAAAAUAAAUGAGGUGCUAUAAUAGGAGUUCAGUUAUAGUAUUCAGAAUCUUUGGUGCCGCACCGGACGGUUUGACUGACUAUAAUGUCGAUUGCUGAUUAAUAUUUAAUAUUAGCUUUACUGUCGUCCCACUUUGGUGUUAUGUUUGAAUCGCAAUCACUCACGACCAAUAUGCAAGCAAUGUGUGUUAGUUUUGUACCAACUUAGUUAAUAAGUCGUCUUCCGUCAUAUGUACCUUCUUGUAUGAUUCCAUUCCGUAUAUUAAUCCAUUUUUUGCGAAUAUAAAAGUGCGUUGCAGUUAUGACUGCGCUAUGUGUUGCAUAAAUGCGUGAAACAAAUGGCAGUGCAAGGUCAUGAGGUUGAUACUGUAUGGUCAACGGCUCCGACGUUGAAUGCGUUGCUAUUAUUUACGUGUGCAAGGUUAGCUAAGUAAGCUGGUCAUAGAGAUAGUAACAUUGUAAUUAUGAAUAACUCCUACGUGACGAGAAAAAUGGGAAUUAAAAUUAGAAGUAGCGCUAGUCUAUACAGUCCCAACGUUGUACAAUACGGCAUUCCGUAAUUUGAGUCGCAUGUCAUUUCUUAUGGAAGAUAUGACAUCAUAGUUGUUUUACUUACCUGAAUAGGAUCGCAAUGGACCACCUGUGCUUCUAGGAGGCUCUCAUUAGCAAACAAUGAUCGGGCAUCGGCGACUACCGUCGACGGUGCGAGUGACUCCCGAUCAAUAAACUGUUGAACCGAUAAGAAUGCCGGCCGCGGUCGCAGGGCUGUCGGCUCGGCGUCACGUCUCAGCAUUUAAACUGGACGAAGAAGUGGGCUCGUGGUCCAAUGACGUUGAGGAUACGAAGUUUUGUGUAGUGAUAUUAAUAAGAUGGGAAAACGGGAAAAUAGCAUAGUGUUUUGUCGUUGUUUUUGGUGAAACGUGAAAAUAAAAUUAUUAGAAUAUGGUAAUCUGCUAUGCACAGCUUUAAUUUUUGUAAUGGUGCUUAAAAGACACGCUGCCACGAUCGGCAACACAGAGGCGACCCUGCGCGCGGCCGCACACGUGACACGACACGACACAUCCAUAAUCCUGUGACGCGUGUUUUGACAGCCGCGCCGGGCUACCUCAAGACAGUCGAGUUUUUUUUUUUAUUUUUUACAGUACAGUUCAACGAACCCGCAACACAUAUACGGCCUUAUUUAACAUGUAAUUACACACAUAACCGACCGCUUAAUUACUCGAAACUGCUGCGACGUGUCUGCAUCUGGAAUCCGAUCAAAAAAAACUUAAUCCGGCGCCGCUCUUAAAUUACGCUUCGUUAACCUUCGCCUCGGCUAAUAAUAGCGUACACCGGCCACUUUGCAUAGGACUCUGAAUGUUCGUCUCUCUACCCACAUAUCUACCCAUCUAUCUUGCCAAAAUACGUGUCAUAAUAUAUGUUUUUUUUUUACUCUUUAAAGAUAUUAUUUUCGUUUAUUACAUGCGUGUCGAUUGUUUGCUUUGCGUCAACAAAAGCAACCAUUAUUGGAUUUAUAAAUCGCUGGUCAUGUUUACAACUAGUCACUAUAUUCAAUGCUUAAGAAUUCGCUUUUAUAUUAAGAAUGUGAUAAAUUUGUGCGCGGUAAUGUAUGCAUUUAGCGGUAUCGACGUGUAUAUUAAAAGAGAAGUUUAAUAAAAAUAAAAAAUGUUAAUGGAAUUUGAAAAUGUAGGUAAGUCAAACAUAAUUCAUAUAAAAGAUUGUAGAAUUGAAAACGAUGCCGAAACGUUAUUUUGCAUAUAGUUUUUAUAUCGGUCAAGUCGAGAGGUUGAAUUUGGUUUGUGGACAUUUAGAAAGUAAGCAAAAAAAUGGCACCCACGCUCGUCUGAAUAGGGUAAAACGUGUACGAUUUUGGGAACACUGGAGUAUGUUACUACCGUCAUAAUAAUCUGACGCACCUAAUACAGUUUUACGGUUAGUCGUUUUUUUUAUUUCCUGGCGGAAUUUUUGUUUCUCUUUUAUUGUUUAAUUGCACUGUAUGAAUCCGUACGUUUCCACCUUGUUCGUUUUUCUAUCUUCACGAAGAUGAUUCACGCGUAGAGCUGUAAUUGCAUGAGUCAUCAAUUAUUUUCUCAAUUCGAGUUGUAUUUGAUCCAUUUUCAUAGAGUGUAAGGUAAAACAUGUGCCUUUUUAUAGCUGUUAAGCGAGUAUUUAUUGUGAAAAAAAAUAUUUUCAUAAUAUCAAUUAUUUAUUUGCAAUUAUAGAACUCGACGCUUGUUAACUUUAUUCCAAUUUACGUAUGUAACAGUUUGUACACAUUAUAAUAACUGUAAAUAGAAAGUGGUAGGUAAAUAUAUAUUAAACAGCUUUACAAAGGCUGUUGUCACUGUUGUAAAAAAUGACAUCACAGAGCUGAGAUAUGUUACUUAGCCACGGAGCCCAUCGAUGUUAUUAAGGAGUUGCAACUUUCUUUUUAUUUGUAAACAUUGUGCACAUUGACAGCAAUCACACGUUAUUGUGAGCUAAUGUGGAUAUUUAACGCAUAAUAUGGAUUUUUUUGUAUCAUUGAGGAACAGUUACAUCUAACGGACGAUAAAUACGUCUACAUUUAAUAUUUUUAUAUAAAACCUUUAUAUUUAAAAAAUGUUGUACAGUGCAAUUGUAAAGGCGACGCUUAAUAAUCAUUGGAUAUGAAUAUAUCUGAUAAUUAUGUUCUGCGAAUUGUAUAUUCAUUUCGGAAAUAAAUGUGUUAUUAUUA